Nannospalax galili (Upper Galilee mountains blind mole rat) is the source of this 4385-nucleotide messenger RNA. It is a transcript of the gene Zic4, whose product is annotated as Zic family member 4. The record is from RefSeq and is a predicted model, not a curated record. Gene Ontology annotation, molecular function: DNA-binding transcription factor activity, RNA polymerase II-specific; RNA polymerase II cis-regulatory region sequence-specific DNA binding. The transcript has 6 exons. Gene Ontology annotation, cellular component: nucleus. Lineage: Eukaryota; Metazoa; Chordata; Mammalia; Rodentia; Spalacidae. The coding region runs from base 669 to 1673 and encodes 334 amino acids. Gene Ontology annotation, biological process: central nervous system development; regulation of transcription by RNA polymerase II.
CUUUCUCUCAGGCUCGCCUCUUCGCUCCUUCACUCUCCUUUUUUCCUCUGCUUUUUGCAAAAAAAAAAAUAAAGGGGGGGGGAGAAAAAGCAAAGAAAAGGCGCAAAUCAUGCACAAUAUUGUCUUUUGCGGUUUAUCUUCCUGGGGAGAAACUUUCACCUCCUCAGCCGGGCGGUGAGCGCGAGACUGAUAGCAGCAAUCAUUCCUGCAGAUAAAUGAAUUGAAAGGACGACACCGUCCCCCCCCCUUGAUGAAUGGGAGCUGGGGGAGGCGUCACGUGCUGCCGACGCGGACGCCGAUUGGCGAACCCGCCUUCCCCCCGCCCGCGGCCGCCGCGCCAACGGAGGGCGCGCCAAGGCGCCGCGCGCUGCUCAUUGGCCCGCCCGCCUCAUCAAUCCCAGGAAACGAGAGCGGCUCCAGUUCAAAGCCACAUGCACCAACGUGACAUAUAAGCCAUUAAAAUAUCAUCCUGACGGCUCAUUUCUGCUUCAUCAUACAUUCCCUAACUGCGUCCCCGAAAGCUGGAAAAUGGGAAAUGAAGGAUGACUGAAUCGAUGGAACCACAAAAGAGACUUAGAGGGGUUUGUGGUUCCCCUCAGCCACCCCAAAGUGACGUUCAGAAAUGAGGUGAUCCGGGCAACAGGUGGAGCAGGGCUCAAACUCAGAGAAUGAGAUACAAGACGUCUUUGGUGAUGAGGAAACGGUUACGGCUUUACAGAAAUCAUCUGAAAGAAUCAAGUAGCAGUUCUGGACACCAUGGGCCCCAGCUCGCCGCCGCUUCGAACCCCUCUCUGCUCCGGGGCCUUCAGGAGCCGCCUUCUCAGGCCCCUCACAGCCGUCCUGUGAACGGACUCCUGCGUCUGGGGCUCCCGGGAGAUAUGUAUGCGCGGCCGGAAGCCUUCGCGCUGGGGCCUACCUCCCGCAGCGACACUCUGGCAGCAGCCGCCGCCCUGCACCGCUACGGCGGUGUGAACCUGACCAUGAACCUCACCUCACCCCAUGGCCCCGGCGCCUUUUUCCGCUACAUGCGCCAGCCCAUCAAACAAGAGCUCAUCUGCAAGUGGCUGGGCGCUGACGGCCCGGUACCCCAGCGCCCCUGCUCCAAAACUUUCAGCACCAUGCACGAACUGGUCACGCACGUCACCGUGGAGCACGUCGGCGGCCCAGAGCAGGCUAACCACGUUUGCUUCUGGGAGGAGUGUCCGCGCGAGGGCAAGCCCUUCAAAGCCAAAUACAAACUUGUAAAUCACAUCCGCGUGCACACGGGCGAGAAGCCAUUCCCCUGUCCUUUCCCCGGGUGUGGGAAAGUCUUUGCUAGAUCAGAAAAUCUCAAAAUACACAAACGAACACACACAGGCGAGAAACCCUUCAGGUGUGAGUUUGAGGGCUGUGAGCGGCGAUUCGCCAACAGCAGCGACCGCAAGAAGCAUUCGCACGUGCACACGAGUGACAAGCCGUACACAUGCAAGGUGCGCGGCUGUGACAAGUGCUACACUCACCCCAGCUCUCUGAGAAAGCAUAUGAAAGUUCAUGGUCGCUCGCCGCCACCCAGCUCUGGCUACGACUCCGCUACCCCAUCUGCCCUCACGUCUCCCUCGUCAGACUUCAGCCCUGAGCCCCCGGUAGCCUCCUCAGCAGCGGUGGCUGUGCGUGGCACGGACCUGAGUGAAUGAUGUCCACCGCGUUGCUCGCAAGGUAAUCUUGCCCUGCGCAGCUGAGCGCCCACAUCUUGCGCCUGAGACAUCAAAGGGCCGGCUCACAAAGCAGUGUUUCUUCGCCACGGUGCAUCUUCAUGGUAAGUUAGGAUUUCUAUGGCAAUGGGCAAGUCGCACUGAAAUCCUGAAAGGCCGGGCCUGGAGCCCGUCCAGGCUUUUCAUUAAGGACAUAAUAUUUACGUCUAACAGGCCUUUUUUCUUGUGUAUACAAGUAUAUAUUUUUGUUUGACGCGGACUAAAUCAUUUUCAUUUAAUUUCCGGUAAACAAAACCCACGCGAAUGGGCACUUGUUCCCGAUCAUAAUAAAAAUGGAUAAUAAUGUGAGGGAAGAAAAGGGCCGCUUGAAUCGAGGCUCAGCCCUCUUUGUUUCUGCUUUCUGCGGUGAUCAGAGGGCGUAUUUGGGUUUGAUGGCGAGUUUCUAAAGGCGAGGAAAUGGUUUGUAAGGGGAAAAGAAAAGGAGAAAGGUCUAAUCAAGCUCGGGUUGUUCAAAGAGUCGGGUUUUGGGGUUGAAAGUGUGAGUUUGACGGUGCAUCAGCAUGCCGCGUUAGGCUCGCCAUGGAAAUGCGCGCGGGGAGCGGCCGCUUCAAAGGCGGCACACUUCACUGCAGACACUCUAUUAAGAUACAUUUGCGCUGACCUUUGCUUUCACGCCAUUUAAUACUGUCACUGUGCUCUCCAGUAUAUACUUCCUCCCCAGGACCUGUCUUGGUAGUAUUUAGGGGUUCACGAUGCACCCUGACAUAGGAGACUUUGGGGAUUCUUUCAAGAAAAGGAGGGCCCUGACUGUGCCCCAAAGAGGCCCCAGAGUCUGAGUGAAUGACUAGGGCAACCUGUGAAGGUGCCAAAGCAGCAAGCCUAGCUCAAUUUUCUGCAGUACAGGCCUGAAUAGGGACUCCAGAGGAAGAUGGUUAGCCUGGGGGAACCUGGGAAAGGUAGAUUAUGCCCUAGAGACAGUUAGUUCCACUGUGAGCCUCAGUUCAGGAAGUCUCUUACAGCUCCUUAAACUUUUCCCUCUCAAGGACCUCUGUGUGAUAUCCUUAGGUCUGGCUGGCCUUGGGCAAACACUGAAAAGCCCAAGGCCAAGGGGAUAGGGAAGAUGGCAGGAAAGUUAGAAGUCCAUGUUCCCUUAAUUGUCUUGUUGUUUAUUUUAUCCAAGUACCCUAGUGAAUAGAGGAAAAAUAAACAUGGUGGAAAAGAAAUCAAACAGUGGAGUCAUCUUUAGUGCCAGUCCUUGUGGUUGAAUAAAAAGGAUGGUCCGCUUUCUAUUGAGCUGAAAAAUCUUUGAAGUGGGAGUUAUUAUCUGAGACAUUCCUGCUUGUCGUCCUAACAACGCUGAUGAAAUGUAAAAGGUUCUUUGUCAGCGAUUUGUUCUCCCCUCUGUCAAACUUUGCUUUGCCCUGUUAGUUUCAAACCAUUCCUAAAGAGAUAAAAUCAAUUUUCUUUAAAAAAAAAAAAUCCACAUGCUCCACUAAGAGAUAACUUUAGGGAUACACUUUGCCAAGGGGGUUGGGGGGAAGCCCUGCCUAACCCUCAGGGCCACGCAGCUGUGCAGAUGUGGUGAGGCCCUUCUCACCAACUCUGGGACCUUGGGUGAUGCAGGGAGGGGCCAGGCAGAGGGUAUAUAGCCUGUCUAUGCUCCUGAGUCUGUUGUGUUUGUUUUCUGACCUGCAUUACACCAAGCCCAGGUGUGCUAAACUGGACUAACUUCUCUUGGAGAUCCUUAUUUAUGCUCCAAGUAUUCUUGCCUGGGAUUCUUGGAACUUAAGGCUGCAAACAAGCAAUGUUUUAAGCUUUCCCUUCUUCAAGGCAACUUCUGCUAUAAAUAGAUCAAUGAGUUUUCUUAUCAUUAGCACCAACCAGCACACCCUUUCUGUCAUUAACCCGAAGGAUGGUGGGAUGGUGGGAUAGUGGCAUGAGGGAGAGAAACAUUUUUAUGUUUUCCUGUUUUCUUCAUAGUCUAGGAUUUAAGACGAUUUGGUUUACAAGAUAGUGACCAAAAAGUGCAUGCAAAUGCCAACCCCUUUUCCCAUGUGCAGUUCUUCAUUUUAUAUUGUGCCUAGAAAGAAACUUUGCCCCUGUUCAAGUUUUCUCAACCUCCUAUUGUAGUUUUAAGGGUGAUUUACAUAAGUGAGAAUGUGCCCAUUGCCCCACUCCACGUGCUAACUAAAUGAUUUGUGAAGAACUUUCCCCAACCUGUGACCCGUGUGAUUAUUCUAGUUGCUGCAAAAUGUUGUCUCAUAUUGAUUUUGCUUGUUUGCUUGACUCUCCAUAUGUCUGUUUGUAUGGCUAAUUUAUGGGAACAUAUAAUGAUUGCGAUGAAUGUGAAUUAUACAGUUAGGCAAACAUUUUAUAAGCAUAACUAACAUACACCUAAAUCUGAGUCAACCCUUAGAUCAUUUAUUUGGCACCUUGUCUAUCUACAGUGUUUGUGGUUUAUAAUCUGUCCUCUUAGCAUCAGUUAAAUUCUGAACCAACUUGAAAGAAAAAAGUUGUUGUGUAUUUGACUGUGAUUGUGGAAUAAAAACAGAGUUGAAAGCUGAGGCAUAAACUUCUCGAAAACAUGUAAAUGUAAAUGAAAUAAAAAGAAUUGUCCUUUCUUGUCCAAAGCUUGUGUAUAUGUACCUCCAUUCUGCUCUUUUAUUUGGAAAUAAAUGAUUUACUGUUUUCCUU